Messenger RNA from Podarcis lilfordi (Lilford's wall lizard), 13974 nucleotides. NCBI's taxonomy places the organism in Eukaryota, Metazoa, Chordata, Lepidosauria, Squamata, Lacertidae. The record is from the annotation of a GenBank genome assembly.
CCGAGGGUCACGCGGAGCGUUUUCCUUCCCCGCUUUGAGGGAUGCUGCAAAAAGGAAAAGAAAGGUCCGCUUAGUUUCAGCUCCGCUUCCUUCUCUCCGCCCCGGGAAAGGCAGCAGGGCUUGGCUGUCAUAAUUCAAAAGGUAUUCUGUCCCUGGAAGUGGAGGUUCCACUGGUAGAGCUCACUGCAUGUUGCUUGGGGGGGCAGAGGGGGGGAUACGUCCUUGCAAUUUUGAUGCCCAUCCAAGCUGCCAGCUUUCGGCAACGAACUGAGACCUGGGCUAGAUCAGUCGGUAGAGCAUAGUCAUUCUUAAUCUCAGGGUCGUGGGUUCGAGUUUUGCACGUUGGGCAAAAGAUUCCUGCACGGCAGGGGGUUGGACUAGAUGACCCUUGGGUCCCUUCCAGCUCUACAGUUCUGUGAUUCUAACAGUUUGAAAUUGCACCAAGAGCCCAGUCGCUCACCAAGAGCAGCGGCGCCUAGCACUCCCUUCCUGCUGAGAUCAUGCAGGGGCCUUCGCUGUUCUCUUUUUGGCACCUGCUAAAAAAAACCCCACUCCUAUUUGGACAAGUCUCCCCAGAUGCUUAGAAACUUUUAAUCUGCUUUUUUGUAUUUUUACUUUUGCAUGUUUUGAAGUAAGGGUUGUAAUUCCCCCUCCCCUUCAUUUUACUGUGCUAUCUUUUGUAAACCGCUUUGAGGGAUUUCAAACAACAACAACAAUCAAGCAAGCGGUGUAUAAAUCUUAGGAAAUAAAUAAGUGUUUGGUGCUAAGAAGUAAUUUGUUUUGUUUGGGCUGAGUCUUCUGCCUAUCAGUUUCACUGGAUGACUCCCAAAUCCUCGUUUUAGCAGAGAACUUUUCUCGCUCUCUCUCGCUCUCUGCUUCCCUACACCUCUCUUCCUUCAAACAUUUCGGUUUUCCCUCAUAGGGUGAUGUUUUCAAUGCAAAAUUUCCAGAAUUGCAUGAAAGUGUCUAAGUGUGCCUGCCGACUCUUUUGCGUUCCAUGUUUCUCAUCAUGGGUAGGUGUCUUCUCAGUUUUGCACAAGGCAGCAAAUAGAGAGUAGAGCCUGGAAUAUAAUAAAUUUCCACCAAGGCUUCCUACUAGGCUGGAAUAUGAAACUAGGCUUAAUAGUGCAAGUUUAUUCCACACUUUAUUCAGUUUUCUUAGGCUGCCCUCCUUGUGUUUAUUUACCAGGAAGUAAGUUCUAUUGAACUCCGGGAGACUUCCUUCAGAGUUGGCAUGAUAGGAUUGCACUGUUAGCCUGUCUCCCUCUACAGAGGGAGGACUGGUCAUACAGUCCUUUGAAUUCCAUAAACUUCGUCUUCAGUUAUUAACGUGUGACAUUCUGUGUUAACUGUGAAUUGACGGAGAAAGUGAAUUUAUUCAUUUAUUUAUUUUGAAAGUGGGGGGUUUAUACAAGCCAAUGUAUCACCAUUCUUUGACGCACUUCCUUUUGAUAGGAUGGAGAAAAAGAAAAUUGUAAUGAAAUCCAACACGGCUGCUUCCAACCUACUGAGAACCUUACAUUCUCUCUAUCAGUUUGGCCACUUCUGUGAUGCAAUAAUAUACACAGACCAGUUUGGCAUCCAGGAGGAGUUUUUCGUUCACAAAGUCGUAUUGGCUGCUUCAAGCAAUUACUUUAGAAGCCUGUUCCUCACCGAUGAGAUGCUGAAAGCCAGAGAUUGUCGGGUGACUCUCCAGGGUGUUCACACUGAAGAAUUUGUCUGCUUCCUAAAGUUUGCCUACACAACAGAAGUAGAAAUUGAAGAGGACAAACUGCACCGAAUAAAGGAGGUAGCCGAAAGACUUGAAUGCCAAGAUCUGCUUGAUGUUUUUGAAGAAAUGAAGGCUGCAGGAGAAGAUUUGGAUCUGGGUGUUCAUUCAGAAAGACAUGAAGGCGGUAGGUCUGUCUGCAGUAAAACAAAACAAGUAGAAAACAAGGAACAGAGUGCUUCGUCCCGAAUUUUGGCAGCGCCCAUGAAGAGACAGCUUUGGGACCGAAAGAAGCACACAAAACUGACUGCCGUCUAUGAUGGUAAAGCUGGCCGUUCUGACAAAUAUGGUGUUGUGUUUGAGGGACCCAAAGACAGCACAGCAGCGUCAACUGGAUGUAAUGAAAUAGACAUGCACGGCGCUCAUACUAUGAAGAAUGUCAGCCCGCCGGAAAAUAAGGCCAGCCACCUGUCACUAAAUCAGGUGGACUCAAAGGAAGCCUUCCUUGUUACAAGCAAGAUACUACCCGGCCAGGAGGAGGAUGAAAACGGCUUGAAUCUUAGCGAAACCAAACUCAGGAAAUCGCCGCGCAAUAUAUCGAAAGGCUUGCCCCAAAUAUACACGUGUGACAAAUGUUGUCAUUCCUUCCAUUUUGCCAAGCAGUACCGGUCGCACAUGGAACAAGAACAUGACGCAGAUCUGGUGGUUCAAUAUAGCUGCGAUAUGUGUGGCCAACUCUUUCCCAGUUGCCAGGACCUAAGGCAACAUAGGCUGACCGUUCACAAUGAUGAAAAGCAGUUCCCCUGCUUGUUGUGCGACAAAAGGUUUAAGUGCCAGAAAGACAUCAGCCAUCAUAUGCGGAGAGUGCAUGAGAAGAAAAAGAAUCCUCAGAGGUGUCCCUACUGUGACAAAGUGAUCAGCUCUAAAUGCGGCUUGACGGUUCACAUUCGAACACAUACGGGAGAGAAGCCUUAUAAGUGCGGAGGCUGCGCGGCAAGUUUUGCUCAGAGAUCUGCCUUCACUACUCAUGUAAGGUAAAGUCUUUGUCCAUUUCAGAAUAUUGGGAGAUAGUUUUCCGCCUUCAUCUCUUUGCUGUUAGAAAUUUUAUCCAGAAGCGAAUAGAAGUCUGCCAGGUUUAGAGGAUUUGCUAUAGGAUUUGCUUUAGAGCCAGUGUGGUGCAGUGGUUAAGAGCGGUGGACUCGUAACCUGGUGAACCGGGUUCGCUUCCCCGCUCCUCCACAUGCAGCUGCUGGGUGACCUUGGGCCAGUCACACUUCUCUGAAGUCUCUCAGCCCCACUCACCUCACAGAGUGUUUGUUGUGGGGGAGGAAGGGAAAGGAGAUUGUUAGCCGCUUUGGGACUCCUUAAAGGGAGUGAAAGGCAGGGUAUCAAGUCCAAACUCUUCUUCUUUUUCUUAAAAAAAAAAAAGGUAAAGGACCCCUGACAGUUAAGUCCAGUCGCGAACGACUCUGGGGUUACAGUGCUCAUCUCGCUUUACUGGCUGAGCGAGCCGACGUUUGUCUGCAGACAGUUUUUCAGGGUCAUGUGGCCAGCAUGACUAAGCCGCUUCUGGCAAAACCAGAGCAGUGCAUGGAAACGCUGUUUACCUUCCCGCCGGAGUGGUACCUAUUUAUCUACUUGGACUUUGACGUGCUUUCGAACUGCUAGGUUGCCAGGAGCUGGAACUGAGCAAGGGGAGCUCACCCCCUCGCGGGGAUUAGAACCGCCAACCUUCCGAUCGGCACGCCCAAGGCUCAGUGGUUUAUACCACAGCGCCACCCGCAUUCUUCUUGUUAUUGCAGUGCUAUUAUACAAGCAUAUUCAAAGUUACAUUUAGACAGUUCUAUCAGUGUAAAAGUAUUUGCUGCAUGGCUUCCACAGCCAGUCUGUGAAGCUUACAGGCAGCACAAUAAACUUUUCUUUCUUCCUUUUAUAGCCUGGACAACGUGUGGCUCAGCAAACCAAACAGCCACAGUCAGAGAAACAAAGGUGCUGUGCUCCUCAGUUUGCUCUCCUUGUCAGCCAGCUCAUACAAACUGCCUUGGAGUUUUUAUGCCCUGUGCGUUGCUAGGGGUGAUUAUUAUUGUCAGACUUUAUACUUGGCUGCUGCUGCUCAGAACAAGAUUAUGAAAUGAUGCUUUACAUCACAGUCCAUUGCAUCUCUUACUCAGAAGCAAACCCCACUAAGAUCAACUGAAUUUACUCCCAGGAAUGUAUUCUAGAAUUGCAGGCUCUGCGUUUAACUUUGCCUUCAUGAUGUGUAUUUGUCAAUUUCCAUUUUAUUUUACUAAGCUUUUCUAUCCCACCUUUCUAGAAAAAGAAACCUAUCCAAUGCAGCAGACAGGUCCAACCAAUACAUCAAAACUUACCAGUUUUUAAAACGAAAACAAAGUUAAGAUGGUAAAGGUAAAGGUAAAGGGACCCCUGACCAUUAGGUCCAGUCGUGACUGACUCUGGGGUUGCGGCGCUCAUCUCGCUUUAUUGGCCGAGGGAGCCAGCGUACAGCUUCCGGGUCAUGUGGCCAGCAUGACUAAGCCGCUUCUGGCGAACCAGUGCACGGAAACGCUGUUUACCUUCCCGCCGGAGCGGUACCUAUUUAUCUACUUGCACUUUGAUGUGCUUUCGAACUGCUAGGUUGGCAGGAGCAGGGACCGAGCAAUGGGAGCUCACCCCGUCACAGGGAUUCAAACCGCCGACCUUCUGAUCGGCAAGUCCUAGGCUCUGUGGUUUAACCCACAGCGCCACCUGCGUAGCAAACAGUAACUAAAUAUCAUACCUGGAAAUGCCUGCUGGAAAAAAAAUCUUAGAAUAGCACCUAGUGAUGGGGGCAGCAAUAUCCUAUGCAUUUUGACUUAGAAGUAUGUCCUACUUAGGUCAUUGGGGCUUACCCCAUAGAAAGGAGGUUAGGAUUGUGGCCUUAGAUGCUUUUCAGUCGAAUUUGCCCUUGUAUGAAUAUAUGGAUUAUUUGUGUAUCUACUAUAGCCUGCGGGAAAUUGUAUCUAAUUUACAGGUGGCAUUACUUUUUUUCCCCCCAACAGAAAAAUACAUGAAUCGGGACAAGACAGGAAACUCAGUCCAGAUUACUGGAUGAUAACCCCGCCAACAAAAAAAGCAGAUGUUAUAGAUAGCAAAGUUGAUAAGAAUAGCAAAACAUACCCAAAGGUACCGAACAGCGACUUGCAAAGAGAACCUGUGGAUGAAAAAACUCGAGAGCUUGAGGGAGAAUCCAGGAAUCCUCCUCCUUUGGAAGCAGAGUCUGAGAGGAAAGAGGAAAGUCAGGAGCAACGUGGUGAUGCUGAUGUUCCAAGAGAAAAACCAGAUGGACACAAUACUUUGGCUGCAGAAGACUGUGUAAAAGGAGAAAGGGACUGUGAAACAGAAGGAAGGGGCAGGGAAGAGAAUGAGGCAGUCUCUUCCGAAGACAUCGAUGAGAAUUCAGAUGAUCAAGACGCUGAAGAAAGCAAAUCGGACGCCGGUUGCAAAGCGAGGGGCGUUGUGAACAAAAACGAGGGAGCCAAAAAAUCGGCCUACGUUAUAACGUGUACCAAAUGUGUGGAGAAGUUCGUCUCGCGGAAGAAAUACACUGACCACUGCAAAAACGUCCACCAUUCUGUGCCUGGUAAAAUUUAUCAGUGUGACGUUUGUAGCAAGUCCUUUGCGAGUUACAACAGCUGGAAGGAGCACAGGGCGAGCGUCCACACGGACGACAGGCAGUUUUCCUGCACCCUCUGCAACGCCACUUUUAAAAGGAAAAGGGAUGUGAGGACCCACUAUAUGCGGAAGCACGAAGGAAGAGUGAAGCGUCCCCUUUGCUCUGUCUGCGGGAAGAUCUUGAGCUCAAGAACGGCGCUAGUGUUUCACAUGAGGACCCACACAGGCGAGAAGCCGUACCAGUGCAGCAUUUGUUGUUCGAGAUUUGCUCAGCCAUCCCAGCUCAAGAUUCACACCAGGUAAGCCUGUUUUUUGUCUGGCGCAUGCCAUUUUGUGGUAUUUUUACAAAAGUGUGGUUUAUAUUUAUCUAAAUAAAUAAAAACUAAAACCCCUCAGCAUUCCAGCUGAGGGCUAGUGGAAGUUGGCAUCCAAGAACGCUUGGAGACUCGAAGGUUCUCCCAUUCCAUCUCAAAUUAUCCUGUACUGAUUUUUUAAAUUUUAUUUUAAUUAAGUCUCCUGUUAUUGGUUGUACUCUAAAGCAGACAUAGGCGAACUCCAGCCCUCCAGAUGUUUGGGACUACAAUUCCCAUCAUCCCUGACCACUGGUUCUGUUAGCUAGGGGUGAUGGGAAUUGUAGUCCCAAACAUCUGGAGGGCUGGAGUUUGCCUAAGCCUGCUCAAGAGGAAUGAGAAAUCUGACUUUUUCUUAUUUGACAACUCUAUCUUUGAUACUUUUUUUUGCUGUAGCCAUAGAAUCGUAUAGCCAGAAAGUGCCUGAAGAUCAUUUAGUCCAAGUCCCCAGGCUAUGGCAGGAGUCAUUUCCCGAGAAGUUCUCUGCCGCUUGCCUUGGGUGGUGGCAGGGAGGUGAGGGAGAGGGGUGGAAUACUGGCAAACUAUCUGUAAUAUUUACUAAGCAGGACAUGUCACUCUUCACAUGUUUUGUCAGCGUUUUCAUAUUUCUUUGACUGCAGGUCCCAUACAGGUGAAAAGCCAUACAUCUGUGAGGAUUGUGGAGCUUCCUUUGUAGAUAAAGGCAAGCUUACUGGCCACAAGAGGACACAUACAGGUAUAAUAAUAAUAAUAAUAAUAAUAAGUUUCCCCAGCCACUCUGGGCGGCUCCCAAUCAAAUGUUAAAAACAGUACAGCAUUAAAUAUUAAAAACUUCCUUGUAUAGGGCUGCCUUCAGAUGUCCUUUAAAGAUAGGAUAGCUGCUUAUUUCCUUCACAUCUGAAGGGAGGGUGUUCCACAGGGUGGACGCCACUACCGAGAAGGCCCUCUGUCUGGUUCCCUGUAACCUCACUUCUCGCAAUGAGGGAACCGCCAGAAGGCCCUCGGCGCUGGAUCUCAGUGUCCAGGCUGAACGAUGGGGGUGGAGACGCUCCUUCAGGUAUACAGGUAAGCGUUUAAAUCCAGUCCUUGGAUGUGGCAGAGGUUAAUGCCUAUCCGUGCAUAUUGAUUUAUUCUGAUUACAAUCCUGCAUUGCUGGGGGUUGCGCUAGAUGACCGUUGGGGUCCCUUCCAACUCUACAAUUUUAUGACUUUUCAUGAAUUACAGAUAAGUAGUUGAAAAGGAUGAUGGUGAGGGAGGUUACCAGAUUUCCUGUGAGGCAUAACUCUUAAGCUGCCUCUCAUUCACUUACUCUAGCCUGUUCUAUCGGGUCGAACUACAUGUUACACUGUGAUCAGGAAUAAGACAGAACACACAUUUCUACACUCUCCACAAAUGGCCACCUGCCCAGGGCUUCUGUGGCAUUGACCACACAGAAAAAGAUGUGUAACUGUUGCAGCAGAGGCUUAAAGGAUCAUAUACCCCAGGAGCAGAAAGGGAGGCAACUAUUCUUGGGAAGGUAGAGAGUGUAGAAGAGACCUCCUAGACCAGGGAAGGGGAAUGUGUGGCCCAUCAAUGGAAGUAGAUCGCAAAUGUGUGUCUAUGCACUGUGCGACGACGGCCACACGGAUGCUCCUAGCCCAGAGAUGGAAAGAAGACAAAGUCCCUACCAGAGAGGAGUGGCAAACUAAGCUGUUGGAGUACGCUGAAAUGGCAAAACUGACCAGAAAGCUCAGGAACCAAAAAGACCAAAUCUUUAAUAAAGAAUGAGGGAAAUUUAUACUGGUAGAGCACUGUAAGCAGAUGAAAAAAUUAGCAGGAUUGCAAUAAUAAUAAUAAUAAUAAUAAUAAUAAUAAUAAUAAUAAUUUAUUUGUACCCCGCCCAUCUGGCUGGGUUUCCCCAGCCACUCUGGGCAGCUUCCAACAAAGAUUAAAAAUACAUCAAAAUGUCACAUAUUAAAAACUUCCCUGAACAGGGCUGCCUUCAGAUGUAUUCUAAAUGUCAGGUAGUUGUAAUGUAGCAAAUGUAGCAAAUUUUAUGGACAAAAUGGAGAGACAUAAAAUAUGGAUUACUAAACAAUAUGCAGUUGAAAAGGUUGACAAUAGGACCCAUGGAGGGGAAGUCCAGAGAUUCAGAGAAAUCUCUAAAUAUGGAUAUGUAUUUUGUAUUGUUAUAAUUCUAUACUUCUAAAUUCAAAUAAAAAUUAUUUCUCUCUCUCUCACACACACACACACACUGGCCUUUCUAGUGUCCCACUGAAUACGUAGCUGUUCAAAGGUUGUUGGGACACCCAACUGCUGUCCCGGGCCCAGAGUGGGGUAAAAAGUAAAUAAACAAAUGGCAUCCCCAGGCGGCCUAGCCAAUGCUCAGGGAUGAUGGGAAUUGUAGUCCAACAACAUCUGGAGAGGCUUCCCAUCCCUGGACGUUCUUUGGACGUCUCCUGCGGGUGAUCAUCAGCGUAGGUAACGGUCAGUAACAUAAUUCUACCACCAUUCAUUUCCUUUGCAGGAGAGCGUCUGUUCAAGUGUGAUGUCUGUGGAAAACAUUUUUCUACCAACGAAUACUUGAAAUGCCAUAAGCGCUGCCACAUGGGAGCCAAGCCAUACAAGUGUGAUGUGUGUGGGAAAACGUUUGGACUGAGGGCCUCAUUAGCCCAACACAGUAACGUUCAUGCAGGUAAUAAAUCCCUUCCCAGUGGGGGUGGAGGAGAUGGAUCGUGUUGAUGAAAGUCUCUGCCACAUGCAGCGUUCAUUCUGUGCAAGUACAGCGUAAGAAUCCAGAAUCUGUCCCAGACCACAGUUGGCAAUGUGCCUUGCAUAUUUAUUAAAAUAUGAUGCAAGAAUCGUCAUGUGGAAAUACUACCAUAUUUUUCGCUCUAUAAGACGCACCAGACCACAAGACGCACCUAGUUUUUGGAGGAGGAAAACAAGAAAAAAAAUAUUCUGAAUCUCAGAAGCCAGAACAGCAAGAGGGAUCGCUGCGCAGUGAAAGCAGCAAUCCCUCUUGCUGUUCUGGCUUCUGGGAUAGCUGCAAAGCCUGCAUUCGCUCCAUAAGACGCACACACAUUUCCCCUUGCUUUUUAGGAGGGAAAAAGUGAGUCUUAUAGAGCAAAAAAUACAUAUUUAAAUAUGAUACAAGAAUUGUCAUGUGGAAAUAGUUCGUUAGUUAAAUACUUUCAGUACAAUUUAUGUUCUAAGCAGGAGAUCGUUACAUGUGUACAUGAGCUAGGGUGCUCUGGGCUAAAUUUCAAACUUUAUUUCAUUCCAGGCAAAGGGGGACAAUGUAUUUCCUUGAGAGUCAUUGAAAAUUAAAUAGAUCUGUGUGCUCUAGCUUCCCCAAAUGCUCACCUUUCAGAACCUUGAAUUCUUGUUGGGUAUUUGUAAAACGUUGACAACCGCAAAAAACUUGGGUUUCCCAUUUUCCCUACUUGGCAAUAUCUUUCCUUGAUGAAAGCCAAGUUGUGUAGAGUCCGUGGGCAAGCAGCUUCACCACUGCACAGAUCUCUCAUAGCUUCCAAAAGAUGGACAUAUUCACAGUUUACCCUGAUGAGAACCUGCAGUGUUCAGAAAUAGCAUGGGGGGGGGGGGGAUGAGGCCUAUUUCCAGCAGCAGAGGGUAGUUCUGUAAGUAGAACUGAUCAUGUGAAAACCACAAAGAGGAACCCAGCUUUUCCGUGUUGUUCUCCUGCCAUAGUAGUGCCCUCAAGGCAUCAGUCGCAUUCAUGCCUUACAUGAAAAUCACUCUUAUCCCAGUCAUGGUUGUGAAUCCUGGGAACUGUAGCGCUGAGAGUUGGAAAUCCCUUACAGAGUUAUGAUUCUCAGCUUUGCUGUUUAACAGCUGCUGUGUCUGUUGGCUUCUUUCUCUCUCCUGUUUCGAACUUACCGUAUUUUUGCUCCAUAAGACACACCUGACCAUAAGACGCACCUAGUUUUUAGAGGAGGAAAGCAAGAAAAAAUAUUUUGAAUGAAACAGUGGAUGUAUGGUUUUUGUGGUUCAUGCUGUGGCCACAGACAUGUGAUUUGACGGUGAAUUUGGGGUGAUCCAAUGCAAAAAUCCUGAGAAUCCAUGUUGAUCUGUGCUUUGUAACCACGUUUUUGCACCAUUGUGGCCCCACAAAACAGUGGAUGCGUGUGUGUUUUGGUGCAGGCUGUAGCCAUGGACAUGCUAUGUGAUCUGAUGGUGAAUUUGGGGUGACCCAAUGCAAAAAUCCUGAGGAUCCAUGGGCUUUUACCUCCCCCCUCCCAGGCAGCCUCCUUUAUCUCUGCGUCCCUUAUCUCUUUCCCCGAUCACUUGCCGAUCAGUUGCUUCCUUUCAACACCCCCUUGCCUCUUAUUUGCCUUAGUGUCUUUUCCUUAGCUGGAGCAGUUUUUUGCUCCUCCUUUUCUUCUAAUUUCUCUCCUUAUUGCUUUAGCCUUUCUGUUUCCCCCCUUUGCAAGUUUGUUGUCUUUACCUCCCCCCUCCCAGGCAGCCUCCUUUGUUGCUAGCGUCCCUUAUCUCGCUGCCAAUCGCUUGCUGAUCAGCAGCUUUAACACCCACUUCCCUCUUUCAAAAAAAAAAAAGCAUGAUCUGCUUUUUGCCCCUGGGCAAUUUGGCUCCAGGGACCACACAUUCGCUCCAUAAGACACACAGACAUUUCCCCUUACUUUUUAGGAAGAAAAAAGUGUGUCUUAUGGAGCGAAAAAUACGGUACUUUGUUUUCUGAUACCAGUAUGUGUUUACCUUACAAGCCACUAAGUAGACCCAAAAUGGGUCUCAAGUUGAGAGAGAAAUAAGAUUUUGUAAAUACACCCCAACAUUUGUGAGGUCUGUUUUGUUUUCUCAGAGACUCCUCCUUAUUUCUGUGAGCAGUGUGGAAAGACCUUUACUCAGCAAGGAGCCCUGAGGCGUCACCAGCGUAUUCACACUGGAGAAAAACCCUACAAGUGCAGGGCCUGUGAAAGGACCUUCACAGAUCUGUCUACCCUGAGAAGGCAUGUCCUGGUAUGUUCUCCAGUUUGCCCCAUUCAUUUUAAUAGGGAUGGGCAGGCAAACAAGCUUAAUACUCUUUGAGUAUAAAAAAUAUUUGCCAUGAUCUUUAAAAGGCUUAGAACACCCAUGUAGUAAAUUGCUUUGGUGUCUGUCUAGGGGCAAAUUUAAUGACAGAGCCUUUAAUCCCAGAGGGGCCUUUAGUCCACAUUGCUUUGUUUUUUAAAAAAUUGGCCUAGUUAGGCACAGUUUAAGUUGCAUGACUCAAAUUGAUUAUUAUUACUUUAUUGUUUUAGAAGGUCUUUAUGAUUGCUCUAAUCAGGUCAGAACUUGAAUAACAACAGUAUUUUUUUGUCUUGUUUUCUUCCCCUGCUAUAGGUACACGAUCGGAAUGCUCACUGGAGGACUUUCUUAAUAGAUCUUACCAUCAAAAAGGAUCACAACUGGUCCAAAAUAGAGCCUUUUUCUAAUAUCCGUAUGGGAGAGGACUCUAAUCUGGCUUGGUCCGACGGCCAAAGUAAACUUUAUAAACCAGAGAGCACCAGUGUAAAAAAAGCGGAACACAUAUCAUGUGGUAGUAGUAAUGCCAGAGAUCCUGACCAUUCCCUUACGUAUUUAUAACUCUGUACAGUGAAGGCAAAAUGCAGCCGUAAAACAUUUUGCAUCUCUCUCAUGUGCCCCUUAUGGGGGAGCAUCCUCCAUUUGCCUACAAGUUCUACAGAGAAGACACACUAAGAGUUCAGCAUCUUCAGAGCUGAGAGGCAGCCACUGGGCAGCGUAGACAUUGUUGUGGAAUUGCUUGUGAAUGGGUCAUUUCUUAGUAGCUUGGAUGCUGGCUUCGCUAAUAGCUAUUUAGGAGUCAGAAGAGAUGCUUUCAGAGCUCACCAUGAGUAGAUAUGGUGAGAUAUGCAGAACUAGCACAGCUGGCUUCAACAGCAGUACAGAAGCAUCUUCAUAAGUUUUAAAAAAAUCAAGGCCCUUUUUCGGGCUGCUUUUAUAAUACUGCCAAGGAGGCUGUGGGCCGUGUUCGAUUCCAAUAGAGGGAUGUCUCUGCUCAGAGAUCCAUAAGAUCUUUGCAAUGUACCUAUGUGGGGACAGGCUCCGUGGUUCUGGCGCUGAGAGGAAUAGCUCUGAACUACUAGAAGUGCUCUUUAUUAUUCUCAUUUCAGUUUUUAAAGAAAUGGCAUGGGCAAAGAUGGGAAAGAGCUAUGCUUAAUGCGGGUGGUUAAAGCCGGGAGUCGCAGAGGCUAAGACAAGGCCAAUAAGGCCCCUCCAAACUGGUAAAACAAAAUAUUAAAAUAACAAAAGCAGUUUAGUGCAUGUAAGUAUAGGGUGAUGCACACUGAGGCAAAACACUUCACGUUGCACUUUUGGGGUGUGAUCUGGUGUUGACUGACCAGAAAUGAGAUACUGGUGGAUAAACUCAAUGAAAAGUGUGCAGCAGCAGGGAGGCAAAUAGAAUAGAAACACCCAAUAUCAUUCAUGUAUUUUAUACAAAUCUUUGGGGCAGGCACACUUGGAAUACUGUUUACAGUUCUGCAUUGUGAAAAGAAUAUUGUGGAACUGGAGAACGUGCAGAAAAGGGCAACCCAAAUGAUUGUGAGGCUGGAGCAGCUCCUCUGUAAGGAAACAUUGCAAUAUUUGGGGCUUUUUUGUUCAGAAAACAGGAUAGGGGGCAUAUGAAAGAGGGGCAUGUGGAGAAUAAUACUAGAGCCAUCCCAUGAAGACGCAGGACAGACUAAAAGUGGGUAUUUCUUCACACAGCACGUUGUUCAAUUACAGAAUUCUCUCCCACAAGUUGUAGUAAAAGCCACCGAGUUAGAUGGUUUUAAAGGGGAUUGGACCAUUUUAUGGAGGAUAAGUCUCAAGUGGCUACUAGUCAUGAUGGCUGUGUGCCGUCUCCAGGAUCAAAUACUGUGUACCACCUCCAUGUCUUUGAAUACCAGCUGCUGAGGAAACAAGAUAAGAAAAUAACUUACGUUCUGGUUGUGGGCUUCCCAGGGUUUGACACUGUGGCAAAGAGGAUGUUAGGUGGGUUCCUGGUCUUACCUAGCAGUGCUCUUGUUCUUAAUAGAUGAAAUUGCUUUCUACUUGUACUGUUACUCUUUGAACUUAACAGUGAUUGGAGCCAGUAUGAAAAAGGGCAAUUGCCCUCAAAUGUGAGGCAGGGAAAUAAAGUGAGGUUGUGGGGAAGUAACUGUAUUGUAGGGGAGGUAUUUGAUGUGGAGCAGACGCACACCGUGUUUACAACACAUUCCUUCCCUGCCAAGAAUCCCGGAAACUGUAGUAGUAGAGCUACAAUUUCCAGCACCCUUAUAAACUAUGGCUCCCUGGAUAUUGGAGGGUGGAUGUGUGCUUUAAAUGUAUGGUGUGUAUACACAACCAGAGAAAGGGCUGGAUUCCUUCAGGUUCGUUGAAUGUUACCUUCAGCCUUCUCAGUUUCAGAGAAUGAAAGGAGGAGCUGCAGGAAAAGCCGCUCAGAACAUUUCACAUUGACGUGUGGGAAAUCCAGACUGCAUGGACCAUUAGCACUUGCUAAUAUGCUGAACAGAACAAGUUUGAUUUUUAAAAAGACCACGUGUAAAGAUUUGCUAGAGGGACAUUCAGAAACGGCCUGAGACCAACAGACUCGAAAACUGUCCAUCUCUUAAGUGUAUUUGCUAUUUUAUAACUGUAGCUGAGGAUAAAAUUUCACACCUGUUUAGGGAUGUUUUUAAUGUUUGAUGUUUUAUCGUGUUUUUAAUAUUCUGUUGGAAGCCACCCAGAGUGGCUGGGGAAACCCAGCCAGAUGGGCAGGGUAUAAAUUACUAUUAUUAUUAUCCUGUUAUCAUUUGUGCUACCUGUUUAUAGGCCUGCUGCUUUGUAAAUGUCGUAGCUUUCCACAAUAAAUAGUCAUUUCAUAUGGUUUGCUCUGAAAUGUAUAUAUGCCUUUUUGUACUAAAGAUAAUGGCCCUCCCUGCAUGACCAAAUGGUGCGACUUGAGCUGUGAAACUGGAGCUUAUAGCUCAAAAUUCAACUGGAGAGCAUGUUGGCCCCCUGGUUUUAGCUGGAUUAUUAUUUUUAUUUUAUCGGUUUUAGCUGAUUUAUUUUAUUAUUAUAUUAGAUUUAGCUGGAUUAUUAUUAUAGUCAUACCUUGGGUUGAAUGUGCUUCAGGUUGAGUGCUUUUGGGUUGCACUCCGCGGCAACCUGGAAGUAACAGAGCGCGUUACUUCUGGGUUUUGCCGCUUGCGCAUGUGCAGACGCUCAAAAUGACGUCACGCACGUGCGCGGAAGCAGCAAAACGCGACCCGCGCACGCGCAAUCACAUCUUACGUUUCAUUCAGG